Cololabis saira (Pacific saury) is the source of this 2870-nucleotide messenger RNA. It is a transcript of the gene larp6a, whose product is annotated as La ribonucleoprotein 6, translational regulator a. Gene Ontology annotation, biological process: RNA processing. Gene Ontology annotation, molecular function: mRNA binding. The coding region runs from base 26 to 2074 and encodes 682 amino acids. Gene Ontology annotation, cellular component: nucleus. NCBI's taxonomy places the organism in Eukaryota, Metazoa, Chordata, Actinopteri, Beloniformes, Belonidae. The transcript has 3 exons. The record is from RefSeq and is a predicted model, not a curated record.
AGCGUGAGCGACGAAAUGCAGAAAAAUGCACGCUUUGGUGAACGCCUUCCUGCGCUGCGUGUCCUUCCUCCUGCCUCCCUCCUGGCCGUGCGUGAGCCGCUGCGCCUGGGCCGGGAGGAGUGAGCGGCCCAAUCCCAGAGCUCGGCUCAGAGGCGGAGAAAAGCCUCUUACAUAUGAGGAAGUGUCGGCGGAGGAGGCGGCAGACGCGGCAGACGCGCAGCGACGCUCCAGCAGCAGCAGCGCGUCAGUGUCUCCGCGGCCAGGCUGCGUCUCGCCGGCUGCUGCUGCCGCCAACCCCGCGGAGCCGCCGGCUGGGCUGUGGAUCGGGGGUGCGUGGAUCGGGGGUGCGUGGCGGUGCGUGGAGCGCGUCCUCGCCGCCCCCUGGCUCUUCCUGCGCGGCCGCUGCGGCCCGAAGGCGCGGCGAGCGGCGGCGGCGCGCACCGCCCUCGACGCCGGCCGGAGCGCACGCUCCGGGGAGGAAGGAGGGGGGGACUGGCCGGAGCCUCCGGAGGGACCGAGCCGGAGCCGGAGCACCUCCAUGAUGAGCGGGUCCGCGGGGAGCCCCGGGGAGGAGCCGGAGCCGGAGGAGCCGGGCACCGAGCAGGUGAUGGCCGUGGAGCAGCAGCUUGAGGUGAUGGGAACCGUCACCAUCACCGUGGCCAUCCAGGCGGCGGAGGAGGACGACGACCCGGAGGAGGACCGCUGCUCCUCCGGGCUCAUGGACCUCCUGGGGGCCAGCUGCAGCGAGGACGAGGUCGGGAGGCACGACAAGUCGAGCGGCGCAGGCACCAGCGGAGGGGAGGUGGAGGAGGAGAGCUGGCAGCCCCCGGACACGGAGCUCAGCCAGAAGCUGGUCUCUCAGAUUGAGUACUACAUGUCGGACGAGAACUUGGAGCACGACGCCUUCUUGCUCAAACAUGUCCGGCGCAAUAAGCUCGGCUUCGUCAGCGUCAAGCUGCUCACCUCCUUCAAAAAGGUGAAGCACCUGACUCGCGACUGGAGGACGACGUCUCACGCUCUGAAGAACUCAAAGAUCCUGGAGCUGAACGACGAGGGCCGUAAGGUGCGGCGCAAGUCUAUGGUGCCGGUCUUCGCCAGCGAGUCGCUGCCCAGCCGCAUGCUGCUGCUGAGCGACCUGCAGCGCUGGCCCGAGCUGGCCGCCCUCACCCAGGACAACGGCCCCGGAGACGGAGGCGCCACCCAGCAGGAGCAGCUGAUGAAGCUGCUGCUGAAGGCCUUCGGGACGUACGGCACCAUCGCCUCGGUGCGGGUCCUCAAGCCGGGGAAGGACCUGCCGGCCGACCUGAAGCGGCUGAGCGGCCGCUACCCGCAGCUGGGCGUGGAGGAAUGCGCCAUCGUGGAGUUCGAGGAGGUGGAGGCGGCCGUGAAGGCCAACGAGGCGGUGGGGAGCGAGGACGGAGGGACCAGUUCGCUCGGGCUGAAAGUGGUCCUGAUCGGAACCAAGCCGCCCAAGAAGAAGGUGCCCAAGGAGCGGCCGCGCGAGGAGGGCGGGAUGCGCAAGAGCCGCUCCCUCAACAGCCGGGUGCGGGAGCUGCAGUACCACGGCGACGACUCGGCCUGCAGCUCCUCGGACACGGAGAGCAACCCCACGUCGCCCAGGCUGGCCCGCAAGUCCCAGUCCUGCAACAAGCUGAGCCCGACCACGGCGGGCAUCGGCUUCCAGAACAAUCACCUGAGCCCCGGCAUGUCGCCGCGCAACAGCCCCUGGUCCAGCCCGCGGGCCAGCCCCUGCACCCAGCGCAAGUCCCCGCACCCCCACAAGUCCCCCCUGGCCAGCGAGGGCCGACUGAGCCCCGAGCCGGGCCGGCGCUGGGCCGACUACUCCUCGGACAGCAGCCUGACGCCGUCGGGGAGCCCGUGGGUGCAGCGCCGCAAGCAGGUGGCGUCCCAGGAGAGCAGCCCGGUCGGCAGCCCCAUGCUGGGCCGCAAGAUCCAGAACGCCGACGGGCUGCCGCCGGGCGUGACCCGGCUGCCGCGGGGGCCCGACGGCACGCGCGGCUUCCACGGGGUCGCCGUGGCCGAGAGGGGCAAGUCGGCUGCCACCCAGACUUGACGCCCCCCAGAUCUGAAAGGAUGUACAGGAACCUCGAGCCCCCCCCCCUCCAUCCUCCGACGUGAGACGGUGUAGAUAUAUUUUUGUCGAGUGUAUCAGUUUUCAGUCUUUUGUUAUAUUUUUAUACAACAUUUUUUGCGUUACCAUGGUAACAUUAGGGGGGAAUUUAAACUAACUGGGAAAAUUUUGAGUGAAUGUAAAAACUGAUCACGGCUUUUUUUGAGAGAGAGAGAGAGAAAACCACAUGCACCAAUGUGAAAGUGGACCAUGUUGCCUCCUUGUACCUCCUGAACUUGUUCCAGCUUUGGGCGAGCCGGUGAAGCAACUUCACCUCCAAGUGUCCUGUCUGCUGCGUAAAAGCUCGCCGUCAUCGUCUGGUGUAUAACAUGUGAGUGGCGUAGGCACACGGGCUCAAUAGCAGUAUCGCCAUCUGCCUUCUCGGUGUCUCGUGUGAGUUUCCACAUGCCGUUCAAACUGCGGCCGGAAUCGCGCCGUUGCCAUAAAGGUUGGACAUUCUGCUUCUGAGUUUUUAUUUUAGUUUUCAGUAUGCUUUGGCGUUUGGUAAGGGUCUGGUCAGGCCCCGUGUUUAUUUGGCAUGUAGCUGCGUUAUUUAUUUUUUUAAGCCUUUUUGUUUUCUUUUAUUUGUAUUUCCUUUCCUUGACAUGUUCUCAUUGGAAGCUCUCACAGUGAGGUUUGAGGGAUGUUCAGGUCGGGCAGAACAGUCCUGCCUUUACAUCUGAGCUGGGGUAUUUGUACCUUAAAGACCUAUUGUACGAAUAAAUCACUGAAACUGCAA